Molecule: messenger RNA, 1788 nt
Organism: Acyrthosiphon pisum (pea aphid)
Lineage: Eukaryota; Metazoa; Arthropoda; Insecta; Hemiptera; Aphididae
Product: kelch-like protein 3
Exons: 10
Coding region: 1-1788 (595 amino acids)
Molecular function (GO): protein dimerization activity
Source: RefSeq, a predicted model, not a curated record
AUGCCUAAUUUAUGUUUUGUUCCUGGGUGUAAUACUGGUUUGCCUAAUGACCGAAAGUGUUAUGAAGGUAAAAAGUAUCCAUCAAGAUUUCAACCACCUGAGGAUUUGUUAGCAGCAACUAAUCUCUUGCAGUUAAACGAUUUAAAAGAUACAUGCUGUGAUUUUAUUCAAAAACAACUGCAUCCUACAAAUUGUCUUGGUAUAAAAGCUUUUGCUGAUGUUCACAGCUGUACAAAAUUAUUAUCAAGUUCAGAAUUGUACAUUAAACAAUACUUUUUAGAAGUGGUUGAGACUGAAGAGUUCCUAUCCUUAUCAUCUGAAGAGUUAGUUAAGUUGAUCUCUUUUGAUGAGCUUAACGUGUCAUCUGAAGAAGAAGUAUUUGAAUGUGUUCUUCGUUGGGUUAAACAUGAAUUGGAUUCAAGAAAAUUUUUUUUACCUCAACUAAUAAAGCAUGUUCGUUUAGCAUUUACAUCGGAAAAUUAUAUAAUUCAAAAAGUACUGAAGGAACCAAUUCUUAAUAAUAACCCUAAAUGUAAAGAGUAUAUAAAUGAGGUUUUACAUUUUCAUUCUCCUAAAAGACAUCAGUCAGAUCAAGUUAUCCCUAUUCAAAAACGCAUCCGGUAUAAGCCUAGACUUGAAGAUAAAGUUAUUCUAGUAGUUAGUGGAAAUGUGGGGAAAUAUUUAGAUUCUACUAAAUGGUACGACCCAAAAGUCAACCGAUGGAAGUUAAAAGCAAAACUACUAAGAACACCAACUAAGCGUAUUCUAGCUAAUGUAGCUGUAUCAAAAAAUAAUGUUGUGUUUACUGUUGGCGGAUUUGAUGGAACUAAUUGUUUAAAUAGUGCCGAAGUUUUUGACGACAGUACUAAAAAAUGGCGUAUGAUAUCUAGUAUGUCUACUGGAAGAGAUGAAUUAGGAGUAGGAGGAGGUAGUGAUUUUACAUCAGGAGAGGUGUUCAACUCUGUUGAAUGUUAUCAUCCCAGUCUUGCAGAAAUGUGUAAACGUCGACGUGGUGUGGGUGUAGGAGUUUUAGAUGGCGUCCUGUAUGCUGUAGGUGGUCAUGAUGGAUCAGAAACUCUGAAAAGUGUAGAAGCAUUCAGACCAAGUACAGGAGUUUGGACUACAAUGGCAGACAUGAAUAUACCUCGGAAAUUAGUUGGUGUAGUUGCAUUAGAAGGAUUAUUGUAUGCAGUCGGUGGAUGUGACCAUAAUUAUUCUUCUAUUUUUAAUUCUGUAGAAGUUUAUAAUCCUAUCACCAAUACCUGGACCAUGCUAGGAGCGCCAAUGAAAGUAAAACGAUUUAAUAAAAGACUUCAACAAAUUAUGCCACUAGAAGGAUUUAUACCAACUAAUUUUGGAAACUAUGACGAUGCAUCUAUUUUAGCAGCUGCUUCUAUUUAUGAAAAUGAUUUUCCAGUUGGCAUGAUGUCAUGUUUAAAAGCAGAAAUAUUUAUUUGGAAGAAACAGUGGGAAUCAGAAACAAAUCUUCCAGAGUCUGCUGUUGAAGCACUUCAACAUUGUGCAGAGCUCUUGCCAAACGUAAAGAAACUUUUACAAUUAUUUGCUACAUUGCCUGUUACGUCAGCUACGCCUGAGCGUACAUUUUCAGUCUUAAAACGACUUAAGACUUAUUUAAGAGAAACUAUGACUGGAGAAAGAUUAAAUGGCUUAGCUCUUGCUAAUAUAAAUAAAGAUGAUUUAGACAUUGAAGAUAUCGAAAAAUAUAUUUUACCAGCUUUUAUAAAGAGAUCUCCAAGAAGGGUACAAACAUUGGACUGGACAAAAUAA